AUGAAUAAAAUUAUAAUAUUUAUUUUAUUUUUAAUAUCAAUUUUACAAAGUGUUAGAGGGUUUACAGAUACAGAUGAGAUUGUUGUUUUAUAUUUAGAAGCUCCAUUAUUUUUUUCAAAAUUUGGAACAUUAUUAGCAAAUGUUAAUGCUUUUCAUAGUGGUUUAGGUUUUUAUUCUUUAAAUAGUAAUGAAACAUAUCAAGUUGAUUUUGUAGCAGUACCAGGAGUAUUGGAAUCAAUUUUACCAAAUAAAAUUGAAAAUGGUGAGAUCAUUUGGAAUACUAGUGGUAAAGUUCAAUUUAGUGAUUCUAUUGAUAAUACAGGUUAUUGGAGUUCAGAGAAAGAAAUAAUGACAAUUAAUAAUGAAAUCUUUGAAACAUUUUUAUGUUGGGCUCAAAAUUAUAAUGAAUCACUCUCAUACUAUCAACUAUUUGAUGUUUUAAAUAGAAAUACUAAUGAACUUUUAGUUAAAAGUGUAGUUUGUAAUGAUUUCGUUUGGGCUGGUUUUAAUGCUUUAUAUAAUUUAGGUGGAAAAUAUAUAAAUGAUUCAAUUAUUGCAUCUAGAGAUAUUGUAACAUUAUAUACUAGAGAAUCAAUUGAAUAUGUUCAAGAUGGUUCAACAAAUAUUGAAGUAAUUAGUUUCUAUGAAGCAAUGUUAAAUAUUUCAAUACCAAAGAAUCAAACAAUCAAUGGAUUAAUCGAAGAAUUGGAUGAAUUAUUUAAAGGAAAUUUCUAUCUUUAUGUUAAUGGUGAUUAUUAUAAUGUUACAUUGGAUUCAAGUCCUUUCAGUUUUGCUUACUCUGAAUCACCUUUACCAAUAGGUGAAAGAGAUUUAUCAAAUAUAACUUUAUUAGAAAGUUGUCAUUUUCAACAUAGUAGUGAUAAUGAUAUUAUUUUGAAUAAUAAAAAUGGUAUUGGUGGUUGGAUUUUUAUUAUAAUAUUAUUAUCAUUUACUACAGUUUAUUUAGUUGGUGGUAUUUUAAUUAAUAAAUUUAAGAAUGAAAAAUCUGGAUUAGAUUUAAUUCCAAAUAAGGAUUCAUGGUCAAGUUUAGGUGGUUUAAUUUCUGAUGGUUUUGGCUUCAUUAAAUCAAAAGCAACAGGUUCAACAAGUGGUGGAAAUGGUUAUUCAAGUAUAUAA
This is a messenger RNA of Dictyostelium discoideum AX4, 1137 nucleotides long. RefSeq lists its product as hypothetical. Bases 1 to 1137 code for a protein of 378 amino acids. Lineage: Eukaryota; Evosea; Eumycetozoa; Dictyosteliales; Dictyosteliaceae. The record is from RefSeq and is a predicted model, not a curated record. The transcript is spliced from 4 exons.